UAUGUGUAGAUCUUGAUGUGAGUCUUACUCCUUGAUGGUGCUCCCACCAGCUCUGUUCUGCUUGCCAAUGUGGGGGGAGGUGGAAGAAAGGCUGGGCUGACUCCAUGUAGGCUCUUGAGGAUCUGGUCUGCCAAGCCUCUCUCUGGCCAUGCAAUGCCUAUCCCUGCUUCCCAGCCUGAGCCUCUUCUCUAGGUGAUCAGGGCACCAGGCUGCUUCUUGCACUGACUGUCUUUUACUGUCCUCUCUCCAGGCCCACCUCCAUCCCACAGCCAUGUCCUGCUACGAUCUGUGCCGUCCCUGUGGCCCGACCCCGCUGGCCAACAGCUGCAACGAGCCCUGUGUGCGCCAGUGCCAGGACUCCCGUGUGGUGAUCCAGCCCUCUCCUGUGGUGGUCACCCUGCCCGGACCCAUCCUCAGCUCCUUCCCCCAGAACACCGCUGUGGGCUCCAGCACCUCCGCUGCCGUGGGCAGCAUCCUGAGCCAGGAGGGAGUGCCCAUCUCCUCCGGUGGCUUUGGCAUCUCUGGCCUGGGCAGUCGCUUCUCUGGCAGUAGGUACCUGCCCUGCUAA
Messenger RNA from Meleagris gallopavo (turkey), 568 nucleotides. Its product is annotated as feather keratin 2-like. Gene Ontology annotation, cellular component: intermediate filament. Gene Ontology annotation, molecular function: structural constituent of cytoskeleton. The record is from RefSeq and is a predicted model, not a curated record. NCBI's taxonomy places the organism in Eukaryota, Metazoa, Chordata, Aves, Galliformes, Phasianidae.